CAACUACAUUUUAUACCGGACAUUCAGAUCAUACCUCCACUGAGUAACGCCCUGCAUAAGGGGCAAAUGGGUCGUAUAGCUGUUGUUGGUGGAUCGAAGGAAUAUACAGGCGCGCCUUACUUCGCUGCAAUUACAGCGCUCUCUUGUGGAGCUGAUUUGGUACAUGUGAUUUGUGCGGCUUCCGCUGCCCAGGCUAUUAAGUGCUACAGUCCUGAACUUAUAGUUCACCCGACCCUAGACAUUGAUCUUACAGAAUCGUUAAAAUGGGUGUCCAAGAUGCACUCUGCAGUGAUCGGUCCUGGUCUUGGUGUACGGCCUUCUGAAGACCCAAAAGAGACGUCAAAAUUAGCAGCUGCCCUGGGAAAUCUUACCAUUAUCCGGAAAGGACCAAAAGACAUCAUAACUGAUGGGGAAAAUAGUACGCAUUUCUAUAUCGUUAAAAGGGGCAGGGCUAUCACUUCCACCGUCCUGAGUUAUGUCAGUACACUACUAAAACUUGUGUUCUGCCGUUGGUCACCCAUCUUUUGUUUUAAAGUGCUCCUCUGCGAUACACAAGGCUCUCCGAGGCGAUGUGGGGGACAAGGAGAUCUUCUGUCUGGCGCCGCUGCAGUCUUUUCUCAUUGGUUCGCUGAAAAACCUCCGAUUUGCUCAUCGCUUUUCAAACGCAGUUUCCUGACAACAAGGAUGAUAGAUGAAGUUGCGCCAGCGUUCGAUGAACUGUUUCGGCAGGCAAAAAGAUUGCCACAGACUAUUCAUUUUUCUAAGCUCUUCGCGCUAAUGUUUUCCCAGAUCGCGCAUUGGUAA
This is a messenger RNA of Hydatigera taeniaeformis, 804 nucleotides long. Lineage: Eukaryota; Metazoa; Platyhelminthes; Cestoda; Cyclophyllidea; Taeniidae. The record is from the annotation of a GenBank genome assembly.